GCCCUCUCCCAAUCGCUGACGCACAUACGUGACGUGGACACUAUUUAGUCCCCUUUGGGUCCACCCUUCUGCUUCCUACUCACGCUCCAUCCCAAAGCAUCCUCUCUAUCCCCAGUAAACCAGCAUUUGAGCGAGUCACUACCUCCCUACCGCCAACGAUGGACAUGAACGGCACUCCCCUGGUCAGGUUUCAAUCCUCUCAGCAAGCUCAAUCCGAGGCAGAUGAUAGGAUCAUCAGGCGGCGAAGUUCAAAGGCAUGCGACAACUGCCGUAAGGCAAAGUGCAAGUGCGAGCCCACCGGCCCGAACCAACCUUGCAGCAAUUGUGUCUCCCUCCGUCUCACAUGCACAUUCCUCGGUCCCAGCCGCAAACGCGGGCCUCCAAAGGGCUACAUCGACAAGCUCGAGGCGAAAAUGCACCGGCUCCAAGCCCUCAUCGGCACCAUCAUGCUCUCCGAUGACGCCCGAGCCCAGUCAAUUGUCAACGACUUGUCCGGCGAUCCACUCGCGCGGGAGGUGCUGGCCCAGGUGGAGGCGAGCCCUUUCGGCUCUGCCGGCCGCUCGGGUCACAUCCCCAUGCCGAGCUUGCGGUUUGAUGAUAUGGAGGAUCAGCUCGGGCUCAACACCAUUCAGGAAGAAGGCAUGACUCCUCCCAAGGUUGGUGACAAUGCGACUCACCAUGAUUUAGGCCCCUCCACACACUUCACUGCGUCCGCAAGCGACUGGCAGAACGCUCUUCAUGCCUGCUUGAGAGGCGGCACCUCUGGAUUACCUCACUUGGACCACUUAGACACAGCCAUUCCGUCCAUUCAAUACCCAAAUAUUUCCCCCGUUCCUGAUGAUGGUACGAGCCCCCGCCAGCGAAGGCGACUUGAUGCACCUCUGCGUUCCCCGCAGCAGGACACCUCUCCCACUGGCUUCUCCCAAGGGAGUGGUAACAGCCUGGGCAACCAGGCGGGUGCGAUCUCGUCGCCUUCGCAGCCUCAUCGGUACAAUAACGAGAGAGGUGACUCGUUCCGAGCAGCUUCUCCAGAUGAUCCUACGCCAUCAGAAGAUGGUGACGAGAAUGUAGACUUGGCUGACGUCGUCGGCCAGCUUUCUAUCGAUGAAAAUGACCAAGUCCGCUAUCAUGGGAAGGCGAGUGGCUUGCACCUUCUGAGCCGAAGCGAGCGUCACCGGGAGGGCAUUUGGCGUUUCCCCCCCGCGCGCGUUUGGCCCCCUUCGGAAAAUCACGUUGUAAAGACUGAGGAAGAAAUCCUGAGCUCUGCAAAUGCUCGUGACUGCCUUCCCUCUCUCUCUCAGCAACAACACUUGAUCGACCUGUACUUUACCUAUGUCCAGCCCGUCCUGCCGAUCAUUCCCAAGAGGCAGUUCAUGGAGCUCUUCCGGGAAAGAAUGGCGUCUAGCGAUGCCAAUUCUCCGGCUGAUAACGUUCGCGGGCGGAUCCCCACGUUGCUUCUCCUAGCCAUGUUCACCGUGGCUGCUCGGUACACUACGACGGACACCCCGUUACCGAUCGAUGGGAAGAUGUGGAAUGCUGGCGACAAGUAUCUCACCGCAGCCAAGCUUAUUCUCAAUGAGAAAUACGCAUCGAGUCAACCUGAAACGUGCCAGGCACUCAUUUUGCUCAGCUACAGGGAGAUAGGUAUUGGGGCAAUGGCGCAGUCUUUCCUUUACACUGGAAUGGCCGUCCGGAUGGCUCAGGAUCUCGGUCUUCACCGCUCGAUGGAGAAAUGGCACCCGGCCGGGCAGUCCCGUUUCACAGAAGAGGAAAAGCAGACCCGUCGCCGCAUCUGGUGGGCCUGUGUUAUCUUGGAUCGAUAUGUGUCGACCUACAUCGGUCGCCCCAUGGGUAUUUUCGAACGUGACUACGAUACUGCGCUUGCUACCGAAAAUGAUCCUGAAGAAGUUGAAGUCUGGCGACCCCUCUUCGACGAUGCGGGUUCUCCUGAUGCGUCAACAGCCGGCCGCCGUUUGACGUAUGAGCCAAAGGCUUCGCAUGCGUUGGCCUGCUUCAAUGCCUCGGCCACCCUCGCGUCGAUUCUCGGGCGCGUGUACGAGAACCUUUACACCAUCAGGACUAAUGCCGAGGGAGCGGCUGGAGAACGCAUCCUCAGACAAUUGGACAAACGCCUCGCUCUUUGGCUCAUCAAUCUCCCGGAUUCGUUGAAGUACCAACCAUCAAACACGAGUGUCCCGCCACCCCAUAUUCUCACGCUUCAUAUGCAAUUCUACUGCGCGUUGCUCUUGCUGCAUCGUCCGUUUAUCACUGGUGAACGACUAUCUGCACCUGUGGACGAUCUUCCGUCUCGUGCGAUCUGUUCCACUGCUGCCAACGCCAUCAGCACCAUCAUUUCGACGUUCAAAGAGGCGUUCGGACUGAAGCGGUGUCCCGCAAUAUGCACGUUCUACGUCUUCAGUGCCAGUAUUAUGCAUGUGUUCAAUGCUACGGUGGAUCCCUCUGAUGUGCAGUCCCGUGUCAAUCUUGCUAAAUGCAUGGCGGUUCUAGGAGAGAUGGAUCUUGUUUGGCCAAGCGCAGGACGAGCAAGGGAAUUAUUGAAUGGCCUUGUCGAUCUUCGGGAUGUUGACCUCUCGCGGCCUCCUGGUCAUCCUGAAGCCCUCCGAAGCUCCAAUAAACGCGCAUAUCCAGAUGAUGACGAGAGAAGGAGUCACGAGUUGGCUCAGCAACUAAGUAACGACGCUCGCUAUCUACUAGCCAGUCGUGAAGAUGCGCUCGGAGGCCCAGCCAUGUGGAACAUCUCCGGUCCGACAUUACAUAAUGCUACCCACCAUUCCGACUCUGCUUGGAAUACUUUGCAUGGUGCAGAGAACGGUGAUCGUUCGCUGAGUGUCGCGCGGUCCUCCGAGGACCUCCAUGGUGCCUUGACCAAUUCUGGUUAUGCCAUGUCCAAGUCAACACAUCCUCUGCAAGCGCCGUACCCCUCGGCCGGCGACAGCCACUCCUUAGGAUUUGGUUCUCCUGAGAGCAUCUCCAAUGUGUUCCCCCCCUUCUCACCACCUCGAACAUCUUCGUUCUGGAACGACCAAAUGGCUAUGCCUUUCGGAGAUCCAGCACUCGCAUCCGCCUUCAUGGGCCUGCCAGUCAAUAUGUCUCACAUGUCUGAUUUCUCAGAUGUCCGAGGUGACGGCCUCUUCAUGCAGUCGCUCGGAGAAAGACCAGGAACUCCCGAGGGGGACGUGCCCACGUCCUAUCAUCUCCUUAAUAGUCGUGAGAGGCAGUUUACUGCCGGAAUUUAAUAAAUGCACUAUGCUUUGGACCAUAUUAUAUGCUUCUCUUUCUCCAUCUUAUCCUUCUUGGGGAUGUACCAAUAAGCGUAGUAAUGCGUCGAUAGCUAUAUUUCGGACU
Molecule: messenger RNA, 3366 nt
Organism: Dacryopinax primogenitus
Lineage: Eukaryota; Fungi; Basidiomycota; Dacrymycetes; Dacrymycetales; Dacrymycetaceae
Exons: 17
Coding region: 159-3257 (1032 amino acids)
Biological process (GO): regulation of DNA-templated transcription; DNA-templated transcription
Molecular function (GO): DNA binding; DNA-binding transcription factor activity, RNA polymerase II-specific; zinc ion binding
Source: RefSeq, a predicted model, not a curated record